UACAUACGUAUCUAUUAUAAGUACGCAAGAUUUCUGCAUUAGACUGAUCUCCGGGUACAUAAUUGUCUUCGCUAAAUCUUGUAAAGAACUUAAAUACGAGCUAUUCUUAUUCGCUUCUUUUCGUGUUCACUAUAGCCAGCUGGUCGCCGUUCCUAACCUUAUUUUUCAGUUGCGCUUCCGCGUUCUUAUCGUAAAACGGAAAUCCGGUUCUUGAUUUCCACCAUGGCCAAUAACUGCUGACUGAUGGUUAACUCGAAAUCGAUCCGAAGAGCAGCAGCAUGUGCCUAGCAAGCGCUUAGGAAAAAUAUAUGUAAUAUAUAUGCUGUAAAUGACUAUAAAAACCCACUAAGCAAUGAUGCAGUAUUCAACUCAAUACUUUUAUGUCUUUCUCAUAAUGCAACAAAUCUUAAUUGAUACAGUUCAAUUCAUAUUACCAAGGCCAUACCAAAUAAAUUUUAUUAAACAUUUCGAACGCCACUAUUGUGAAUAGCAGCCAACUAUUCGCAAUAAAGUGAUUCAAAUGUCAAUUAUUUGUUUCAAGUGCGAAAGAGAUGGCUGUUUCUAUUACGCUAUACAUUGUUGCUCUCGAAUACUUCGUACACAGUGAUGCAAUAGUAAAAAUAAAAUUAAGAAAAAUGCUUUAAAACUGAAAAUAGUUUCUCUGGUAUAUUCGGAAUUUAAACAGUAUAACUUAUUGGUAUUGUACGCUUUAAUUAAACCAAGUUCUAUGUGAGUACGAAGCAAGAAUGUGUCAAGACAACUUUAGCGAAUAGCAAAUAAAACAGACAAACAAAAUUCAUUAAACCGCCUACUGCUUUCCGAAUAUCCCUAAAUUGCAGGGUUAUGUGGUGAUUUUGUAAGUAAAGCGGAUUAAAAAGGCACAUUUUUUUGCCGUUCCCGUUUUGUCUGUUCAUUCGCCGUUGGUCGUCGCUCGACGUACAGAAAAAAUCUAACGAAAAUUUGUGAACUUGCAGUAAAAUUCAGUAAAUUAAAAAUAAAAAAUAGUAAAAAUAGAACAAGCUAAUUAAUUGACGUCUGAAAACGGUAAAGGAGCGGCAGCAACGACUAGACUAAAACAACUAAUUUACAGGAAGAAGUAUAAAAGAAUACGAUUAUAAGGAUCAUAAUACGGAUAUAAGAUUAAGUGGUUUAAAAGCGCAUAAAGCAGAAAAUCGAAAGACUGAAGUAAAUUGAUUUAAGCCAGAAGUCAGGAGAAGGUGCGUUAAUAAUUAGUAUUACGCCGGAUUUGUAGGAGGACAGAAUCAGGGAAUAUCCUACGUUUAGAGCUUUUAUUUGCCUAAUUUGAACUAUUUAUAUUUGCAUUAAACAUAAAGCGUAUUUGGAUUAUCAUUCAUCAUAUUUACUUUGGAUCGCAAUUUACAAAAUUAUAUUGUAUUAAAGCGGAAAGCCAAUAAGUAAACAAAAUGGACGAUUUAAUGGUCGAAGUAAGGCUCGACAAUGGCGCCUACUACAAGGGAAGGGCAACGGCAGUGUGUGAUGAUGGCGUAUUUGUUGAAGUUGACGGCUGUCCCGAUGUACAAAAAUAUCCCUUCUCAAAUGUGCGCUUCCCGCCAGAAGAAAAUGAGAAUCCGCCCGCCUUUGAGGAAGGCAUGGAAGUGGAAGUGUUCACCCGUUCGACGGAACGUGAGUCCUGUGGUUGGUGGAUUGCUUCCAUUAAAAUGAUUAAGGCUGAAAUCUGCGCUGUUGCGUACAUAGGCUUUGAGACACCGUAUACUGAAAUUUGCGAACUGAAGCGUUUACGUAUCAAAAAUCAAAAUCCGCCAUUGACAUCCAAGUCAUUCUAUCAGUUUUCGAUACCUGUACCCGAGGAAUUGCGACAGGAAGCGCAAAAAGAUGGUAUUCACAAGGAAUUUCAGCGUACAAUAUGUGCCGGCGUGUGUGUAUACAAUCGCGACUUGGACAGUCUUAUUGUCAUUUCGAAAUGGGAACACACUCAGAAACGUGCCAGCAUGCUGAAAGAUAUGCAUUUUCGUAAUUUGGCACAGAAGGUUAUGCUGUUGAAAAGAACUGAGGAGGCUGCGCGUCAGCUGGAAUCGACUAAACUGCUUAAUCGUGGCUAUACCGAUGAAUUCCAUGUGCGCGAAGAUCUGAUGGGCUUGGCCAUAGGUUCACACGGUGCCAAUAUUCAAGCGGCACGCCUGUUGGAAGGUGUUACAAAUAUCGAAUUGGAGGAGAAGUCGUGCACUUUCAAAAUCACCGGCGAAUCGGAGGAUUCAGUGCAGCGGGCACGCGCGAUGCUCGAAUAUGCCGAGGAAUUCUUUCAGGUUCCUAGAGAGUUGGUGGGCAAGGUGAUCGGCAAGAACGGUCGAAUCAUACAGGAAAUCGUGGAUAAAAGUGGUGUCUUUCGAAUUAAGAUCGCAGGCGAUGAUGAGCAGGAUCAGAAUAUACCACGUGAGCAUGGUCAUGUACCGUUUGUGUUCAUUGGCACCGUUGAAAGUAUUUCAAAUGCCAAAGUGUUGCUGGAAUAUCACUUGGGACAUUUGAAGGAAGUGGAACUGCUUCGUCAGGAAAAACUGGAGAUCGAUCAACAACUGCGCGCAAUACAAGAAUCCACAAUGGGUUCUAUGCAGAAUUUCCCCGUCACAAGACGAUCGGAGAGAGGGUAUAGCAGUGAUAUUGAGUCGGUGCGUUCGGGACGUGGUGGACCGCGCGGGCGUGGUAGAGGUCGAGGCGGUGGCAAUGGCGGGAACCAGCGUUAUCAUCAAGGCCGUCGGGACGAUGAUGAUUACAAUUCCCGCGGUGACCAUCGUUACAACGAUCGCAGCGGCGGCGGCGGUGGCGGCGGCUAUCGUGGCGGUAAUGAUCGACGCGGUGGCGGUGGUAAGCAAAAUGGACGCAGAGAGCAGAACGGCAGGGAUCUCGGUAGAGACCAUUACCACAAUCAUAAUGAUGAUAUGCGUGAGGACAUGCGUGAAUUGAGCAGCGUCGAAAGAGCUGAAAGCAUCUCGUCAUACGAGGGUAGCUCAAGAAGACGUAGGCGGCAAAAGAAUAACAGCGCUGCUCAUAACACGAAUGGUGGGGUUACCAAUAACAAAUCCCAGCCAAGCAAGCAACCACAAAACGCAGAUAACAAUAAAAACAACAAUGGUGGUGGUGGUGGUGUUGGCGGUG
This is a messenger RNA of Bactrocera oleae (olive fruit fly), 3132 nucleotides long. It is a transcript of the gene Fmr1, whose product is annotated as synaptic functional regulator FMR1. Gene Ontology annotation, biological process: regulation of translation at postsynapse, modulating synaptic transmission; negative regulation of translation; central nervous system development. Gene Ontology annotation, cellular component: dendritic spine; axon; nucleus. NCBI's taxonomy places the organism in Eukaryota, Metazoa, Arthropoda, Insecta, Diptera, Tephritidae. The record is from RefSeq and is a predicted model, not a curated record. Gene Ontology annotation, molecular function: translation regulator activity; mRNA 3'-UTR binding; protein homodimerization activity.